AUGUAUAACCCAUAUCAAGCUACAGGGCCCUUUGGCCAGCCGCCAGAUUUUGGAAGCUACCCUGGCGCGCCUCCAGGCCUUGGUGGCCCACCAGGAAUGGCGCCCCCAGGUAUGGCACCUCCAGGGACCGGUGCGCCUCCAGGAAUGCAACAACACAACGCCCAACAGCCAGGCCGGCCUGGCGGCUUCCCACCCAACUUCCAACCCCCCGCGAACAUGCCAAACAUAAAUUUCUCUGCUCCUGUGAUUCGACUGGGGACUUCUGGUCCGCCUAAAUCGACGACACCGCAUGAAGGUGGCCGUGAGCGGGGUGGAGACGCUGGAGGACGUAGAGGCGGCCAGCACCAUACAGCUUCAAUAGAGUCGCAGCGUCAGAAUAUCCGUGAAGCGAUUAUGCAGCUACAGCCUCCAACAAAGGACGAAAUAGUGCGCACGAUCUUUGUCAGUGGUAUCACUGAAGGCACCGGCGGUGACGAAGGAGUCGAACGUAUUCUACGAUCAGCGGGUAAUCUUAGGCGCUGGAUUCGGGCGACUGAUGCGGACAAUAAGCCGUGCAAGUUUGGUUUUGCAGAGUACGAGGACCCAGAAAGUCUUAAUACUGCUGUAGAGGUGCUAAGGGAUAUCGAAGUUCCUGUCAAAAAACAGCGACCCUCCGCGGAAGGUGAAAAUGAUAAUGCCGAAGUUGAAAUGGGUAAAUUGAUGGUGGUUGUUGAUGAUAGCUCUCUCAAAUACCUUGAACAGUAUGAGGCGAACAACACCCAAGAACCGGAAACGGUGCAUUCACGUCUCGAAACCGCGAGAAAGAAGCUUGCAGCUGUCUUAGCCGAACUGGCCAACCCUUCGGCCCAAGUCAAAGCGGAGGGGACUGGACUCGAUAGAGACGGCGAUACCGCUAUGGGUGAUGGGGAAAAGCAGGCUGAUGGAGCUUCCGCGGAAGUUAUUACUAUCCCAAUAACUGUGGAAGACGAGCUUUCGGACAUACCUGCUGAGAUGAGAGAAACGGUCGCAAAGGAGAUUGCGGCUUUCCGUGAAAGAAGCAACCGGCGGGACCUCGAACGACUGAAACGAGAAGAGGAGAUUGAGUCCUUGGAGCGAGCUAGAAAUGCUGGCCAUUCACGUUCAAACAGGCUGUCCUCUCCAUCGCAUUCCACACCUGGUCCUGCCGGCGGAGCUAACGGAAUUCCACUUGGGCCUCGGGAUAGGAGUGUACCCAAUGCGCCAUCUGGGCCAAAGGGAUAUGGACACCAAAUUCCAAAGGACUAUCAAAAGGGCGUUUCGUUUGUUAAUACCAACGAUGUCGACAUUAUUCCAGAGGACGAUGACACCGAUGCAAGCGACUCUGAAGUAGAAAGAAGACACCAGGAAAAACGGAAUGCAGAACUGGAGAAGCAGGCCUUGGAUCAGGAGCGGCGAUGGCUGAACCGUGAAAGAAGCCGGACUGCUGCCGUGGAGAGAGAAAAGAAUCGAGAGCGGGAAGAGGGGCAACGCGCAGAAGAGGAGAAGCGGGCCAUGGCCAAGAGACUGCGGGAGUGGAAUGAUGAUUUAGAAGCUAGUAGAAAGGUGGAAGAAUACUACGCUGACCGUGGCGUAUGGAUACGCAAGCGUGCUGCAUUCCGCAACCGCGAGGCCGCCAUGGAUGAAGCAGACCGCGCAGCAGAGGAACGAGAAAAGGCCAAGGAAGCCCAGCAGCAAGAGCAAGCCCGUGGCAUGGCGGACGAUUUCCUCGCUCGUCAAGCCCAGGAGAUUGAGUCUCGCAACCAAACGCGCAAGGAGCCACAACGGUUCAAGCUAUCCCUCGGAGCGGCUGCCCAGAAGGCCCAGCGGAGAACUGUUGCCGAAGUCGAGGGCCUGCUUGAAGAUGAAGAGGAUACUGCUACCAUUGCCAGACGUCCUCUGACGGACAUCAAGUUUGACUCCAUUGCCGAGACUACGGGGCUUAGCGACGAAGAGCGUGCCCAGGCCGCGAGACAGCUUGCGGCUGAGAUUCCGUCAGAUAAAGAGGGCCUGUGGAAAUGGGAGGUCAAGUGGGAGUUUGUGGACGAGGCAGUCCUCGGUGACCAGCUCAAGCCCUUCGUGGAAAAGAAGAUCAUGGAGUAUCUUGGUGUUCAGGAGCAGAUGUUGGUGGAUGUUGUGGAAGAACACAUCCGGAAGCGCGGGAGCCCUCAGGAUCUCGUGGAGCAGCUGGAAGGGGCGCUUGACGAAGAGGCUGAAGUCCUGGUGAAGAAGCUGUGGCGUAUGAUUGUGUUCUUCUCCGAAAGCGAAAAGAGGGGCCUCUCUAGCUAA
Messenger RNA from Microsporum canis CBS 113480, 2283 nucleotides. Its product is annotated as U1 snRNP-associated protein Usp107. The record is from RefSeq and is a predicted model, not a curated record. The transcript is spliced from 5 exons. Lineage: Eukaryota; Fungi; Ascomycota; Eurotiomycetes; Onygenales; Arthrodermataceae. Gene Ontology annotation, cellular component: spliceosomal complex. Gene Ontology annotation, molecular function: mRNA binding. Gene Ontology annotation, biological process: mRNA processing. The coding region runs from base 1 to 2283 and encodes 760 amino acids.